This is a messenger RNA of Mirounga angustirostris (Northern elephant seal), 1299 nucleotides long. It is a transcript of the gene CAPS, whose product is annotated as calcyphosine. The transcript is spliced from 5 exons. Lineage: Eukaryota; Metazoa; Chordata; Mammalia; Carnivora; Phocidae. The record is from RefSeq and is a predicted model, not a curated record. Gene Ontology annotation, cellular component: vesicle. Gene Ontology annotation, molecular function: calcium ion binding. The coding region runs from base 161 to 730 and encodes 189 amino acids.
GGGGCCGACAACAAGCGUGCAACUUUAUUGAACAUCGCGGACACAGACACGGUCGCGCGCACGCGCAGAGUCGGGACUGGCGUAAAGGAAGCGCGCGUGCACCCCCAGCCGCCUUCAAGAACGAGAAACUGAGCCAGUUGCCCAGCCAGUCUGACCCGGCAUGGAUGCUGCGGACGCCACUGUGGAGAAGCUCCGGGCACAGUGCCUGUCCCGAGGGGCCUUGGGCAUCCAGGGCCUGGCCAGGUUUUUCCGCCGCCUGGACCGGGACAGGAGCCGAUCCCUGGACUCGGGGGAACUCCAGCGGGGCCUGGCUGAGCUGGGGCUGGUGCUGGACACUGCCGAAGCGGAGGGCGUGUGCAGGCGCUGGGACCGUGAUGGCAGCGGGAUGCUGGACCUGGAGGAGUUCCUGAGGGCCCUGCGGCCCCCCAUGUCCCAGGCCCGGGAGGAGGUCAUUGCAGCUGCGUUUGCCAAGUUGGACCGCAGCGGGGAUGGUGUGGUGACCGUGGAUGACCUCCGGGGGGUGUACAGUGGCUGCGCCCACCCCAGGGUGCGAAGUGGGGAGUGGACCGAGGAGGAGGUGCUCCGCCGCUUCCUGGACAACUUUGACUCCUCUGAGAAGGACGGGCAGGUCACGCUGGCUGAAUUCCAGGACUACUACAGCGGCGUGAGCGCCUCCGUGGACACAGACGAGGAGUUUGUGGCCAUGAUGACCAGCGCCUGGAAGCUGUGAGCUGUGCACACUUGCUCAGCCAGCCCCGCCCCCGUAGUGUAGGACCCCCACCCUGGCCCCCCCUGAACCAGGUCCUCUCUCACCUGGGCUUCCAGCCAGGCAGCCCCUGAGGUGGAGGCCCUAGGACUGGCUGGAUCAGGUCUCCGAGGACCCAGCUUGGCCACCAGGUACAAGUGGGACAAAGUUUCCAAGGAUGGGUCACUGGUUCAGGACCCCCGGGAGCAAGGCCCUCCCUGUCCAUUCUGUGCAGACUCCCCUCCCCCCUCCCCCCAGGAGCCAGUGUUGGCAGGGAAGCAAACAGCUCUUCUGUGAAGCAAAGCUCAGCAGGGAGGCGGCCAGUCUUGGAAGGCAGCCAAGUUUGGUCACCUGCCCGGACGUGGAGUGUGGGGCAGGGGCCAGGGGCCCGCAGACAGGCCAGGUGGCUCUGGGACGUGGAGGCUGUUCCUGGCCAGUCUGUCUGGCUUCCUGAGGCCCCUGGGGCAUGCAGGAGGCCAGGGUUUUAGUUAAAAGUUUUAAUGUAGUUCCCAAAUACAUUUCAUAUGACAAUCUUACAUAAAUGUUCCAAAACA